AUUCGAGGUGUGGUGCUCCUACCCGCACGUGGGGAGAUUCUCUCGGCCAUACUCCGGCUGCGCCCAUUUUUCCAACCGCCGAACACAGUAACCUGAAAUUCCUCCGCGGGGGGUGUGGAGGCUCUCUAACGCCCUGCGUAUUUCGGCAAUCAUCAAACGUCACCACUACUCUCUCUCACUCACCCACACACACAAAGCUCUUUUUGCGCAUCUCUCAGAGUCUCUACAAGAAACUCUUGCAUCCACCGAGCACCAGCGGGUCACAUCAUCCCAAGGCCGUACAAUUUCACUCAAAGCGGAGCCAAAAGCGCACUCGGACCCGCUAUCCCUCAACACGGGUUUGGCCGUCGAAAACCCCCUCCGAAGCCCACCCCCAGUUACUCCGAUCAUAGACUCUAGCAGCUUCAUCCUCCCCAUCUCCAUUUCGACUGGAAACACCACAAAACGCUCAUGUCAUCCUACAAGGGGCAGCGAGGGCCCAACGUGUCCCAGUACAUCGCGACGCUCAACCAGCCAUCGCCCCAGCAGGACCUGCUCGCCGAUCCGGCGCCAGCGGAGGACUUCUCCGACUUCCUCAACGCCGACUUCUUCGACGUCAGCAACGCCAGCAUCGACUUCGGAAACUCAGGCAGUUUCGAUAUCAAUUUCGACAACCAGCCAUCACAGCCGUUGAAGAGUCCCGAGGGAUUCCAGCCCGCCACGAGCGCAAACAUGGAUUUCAACUUGAAUGCCAUGACUGACCUUGAUCUGCUUGUAGGCGACUUCCCCUUCACCGACUUCAACAGCUUCCCUACCAAUGCCGCCUUUGAUCCAGCCCUGCCGCUGGCACACGCUCAGCCCAACCAAUACCCGCUGGCCCCCGACUUCGCCUCGCCCAACUCAUCACUGUCACCAAUCACACCAGGCUAUGAUCAAGCAUCUAAGAAGCGCAAACUCGAUAAUAUCCCGCCCGUGAUGCCGCAUUCGCUCGACGAGAACGCCCGCAUCGCCGCAGAGGAAGACAAGCGUCGCCGCAACACAGCCGCAAGCGCCCGCUUCCGCAUCAAGAAGAAGCAACGUGAGCAGGCUCUCGAGCAGUCGCAGAAGGAGGCACAGGAGAAGGUGGCCAAGCUCGAAGCCACUAUUGAGCAGCUGCAGACGGAGAAUGCGUGGUUGAAGAGCCUUAUUACGGAGAAGAGCGGCGGCAAGAGCACAACGGAAGAGAUCAAGGCGCUCAUGAACAAGCGAGAGCAGGCGGCAACUGGACGGAGUAGCUCGGCGCACACAGACGGUGUGGGAACACAGGCCAAGAGCCCAAAGGCGGAGGCCUAACCUAUUCGAUGAUACCUAGUUGGCCGUGCUUGCUUUUUUGUUUCCUUUAUCGUUGAUCUUGUUUGGUACGAGAGUGCUUU
Messenger RNA from Bipolaris maydis ATCC 48331, 1391 nucleotides. Lineage: Eukaryota; Fungi; Ascomycota; Dothideomycetes; Pleosporales; Pleosporaceae. The record is from RefSeq and is a predicted model, not a curated record.